UUUUUAGUCACCAGCCAAUGUGUUUGCCUGAAGACUGAAGAGUCGAGCUUGGUGGGAACGGAUACUCUAGGCCUAUAGACCCUAUGACUGGCUAUUGAUCUAAACUGUGUGAAUUUGGGUUUGUUAUUUAUUGUAGAUGAACGUACUUGUUUUCUACAUAUGAAUGAAUCAUUUUUAGGUUUAUUUUUUUAAAGAUAUAGGUUCUUGUCGCCCUGCCUCAGCAACAGCGAACGCUGGUCGAUAAGCCGCCGUGUCUUCAGCCUAUGACUGUGAAGACGAGAGAAGUUGCAAAGCUCUGUGGUUGUGGUGGAAAGACGACGAGAAACGGAGGAUUUCAGCUUUUCUGACGACAGCAGUACGGUAUACUACAUUCAAGUCUACAAAGAGUCGCCCUGUCCCUCGCUGUGUCGAGUAUGGAAUUGGUAGGCACUUCCCUUCGAAAAGCAGAUUACAAUUUCAGAUCUUGAAGACCCACCACUCACCCCAUUGCAUUGGAACGUCGGCAACGGCAGUCGGCAGCCCGUCCGUCAGUCCGUCCCACCAGCAAAGACAGGAAAAAGAUGGACGAUUACGACCCUGCAUGCCCUACAGAGGACGACAAUCAAGGGGUAGCAUUUGACCUGUCUCAGGUGCCACUCCCACCCUCUGUGCCUGCUGCCUCAACACGCAGUAGUAGGCGAUCUUCAGGGUCCCAGAUCGAAAUGAAAGAUGAUGACCGGAGAGGAAAACGGAAGAAGAAGAAAAAGAAAAAAAGAAACGGGGAAAGCAGACUGUUUGAUCCAGCAGAUGAUGACGAAGAGGAAGAAAAAGAGAUUCUGAAAGAGAUGCUCCAGUGUUGGAACCAGAAGCCGAACAUGCACAGAGACUGGAUGAUGAUGUGUCUCAAGGACCCCCUGAUCUUCCAGUGGAGCCCACACAUCCUCAGAGGACAACCAGAUCAUCGUCAUCGUCUUCUGUGUCUUUAACGCCAUCAACGCCUGCUUCUGCACCAGGCGCUCUGCAAUUUAAGCUGAAAACAGACCCAAAUAGUGGCAAGUCUAAAGUGUCUUUCCAGCUGAGAAGGAGCCUCCGCAAUAAUGCCCUGAAAGUGGCUGAUGAUGAGGACAAUGAGGAAGAGGCGAAAAUCGCUGAGGAUAAUGCCAAAGGUCCUGGAGAGGCCGUAGAAGUUUUGGAGAAAAAGGCGGCAGAUGAAUACGUACCCACGAGAUUCAAGGUUGCCAAGAAGCAUGACAUGUUUCGGCCGGACAUAGUGCCUACCAAUGUGACGGUUGUUUUCAGCUCGGCUGGUAUAGGUGGUGGUGGGCCGAUCGUUGAACCAAGUAGUCCAGCACCUAGACUUGUCCCUCAGCCCCCUGCUCCAACUGGGGCAGAACUACCUACCUCAGACGAUUCAGGUCACAAGCCCCUUGGUGCUCUUGUAAAUGCUGGAGAAGAGGUCAAGACAUCAGAGAAAAUUGAUGGAGACACGAGAGGAAAGGGAGGAGAUGAGAAAGAGACAAGCUCUGUUACUGUCAAGGAAGGUCAGGAAGUUACAGAUAGGGAGAGUGCUGGGCAGGAUAGUAGAACUGAUCAAGAUUUGUCCCGUGAUGAGCGCCGAAGCAAAAGGUCAGAUACAAGGAAAGAUUUGGAAAGGGGGAGUAGCAAGGAAGACAAAGCUGACUCUCCUUCUCAGCACAAUACGAGGCAAAGAAAGAGAGAAGAGAAAAGUGAAAAGAAAAAGUCCGACCGAGAUGAUGAUGAUGGAAGAAGAAAACGCAGGGAAAGUAGAGACAGGGAGGAGGAGGAGAGACCCCGGAGGCAGUCAACAAGAUCUUCGUCGAGGUACAAGAAAGAUGUAAGUGAUGAUGAAAGCAAAGAUUAUGAUAAAUACAGCGGUAAGAAUCGGCGUUCUAACAGACAGAGCAAGAGAGAUAAAGAAGAGGAUGAGGACAGGGUUGAUAGUGACACAGUGCAGAGGUCUUCUAGAAGACGGCAGGAGGAUUCUCCAAAGCGCUCUCGGUCUCGAGGUAGCCGGAGGCAGAGCAAAAGUCCUAGUCGAGAACGAAAGCGCAAAAGUGUCAGCCCAGUUCAUGACAGGGUUUCAAGGAAAUCAGAAAGUGGGAGGGGUGGAUCAAGAAAAUCUAGUCCUGGCGGUCGCCGAAGAAGUGACAGUAGUGAUGGAAGUGAAGAGAAAGAAAAAUCUGAGAGGAAAGAAGAUACUGUAGAUGAAUCGGGUGACGGUAAAAGUGAGAAGCAAGUCAAAAAGAUUGUUCUUCAAAGGUCCCGAAAUUCAGGUGAUUUUGUAGUAGCUGAAAGCAAGCUUGGGGAAAAUGAGGAUAGCAGAAGUAAAGUUGACAAAAAGGAGGAUGAUGGCCAGACUCCUUCUGAAGAGGUAAAGGCUGGUGAUAAAAAGGAGGAAGGCUUUAAAAAAAAUGUGGAGGAGGAGGAGGAAGUCUCAGAAAGGAAAAAAGGAAGCAGUAAAAUGUCUUCUCCGAAUGAUAAAGAUUCUCAUGAAAGUAUUGCUCAGGCUCAAGACCAGGUGAGAGUGAAACAACAGAAAGAACUACCUGCAGAGGAAAGUAAAAUGGUUGACAAAGCAUGUUCUGAUAAAAAGGACAAAAAACUGCAUAGAAGAGACAAAACAAAAAGGCACUCAUCCUCAACUGAAGAAGAGGAAGACAACGAGGAGUCAAAACGACGUUCUCUUAGAGGUCAGGCUCGAGGCGAGAAGAAAGAAUUGGAGAAAGUAAAACAUAAGAACUCUCCAGAGGAAAGAAAAGAAGGAAAUGAUUUAGUUACUGAUAAAAAGGGGGGGAAAAUGGGGGAAAAGUCAAAAUCAAGACACGACUCUUCUUCUUCAUCAGAGGAAGAGAAUGUCUCCAGAGAGUCAAAACGUCUUUCACUUAGAAGUCAGUCUCGUGAUGGGGAAAAGGAACGUGAGAAAAUGGGAAGAAGGAGAGAAAAGUCACCUGUAGAAGGUAAAGCGAUGAAUGAUGCAGUUGUUGAUGAAAAGGAAAGAAAACUUAAGAAGAAAGACAAAGCAAAAAGAAGGUCAUCUUCCUCUGAGGAAGAGAAAGAUGAUGGAGGGUCAAAAGCACAUUCACGGAAAAGUCGACACAGAGAAGAGGUAUCCCCUGAGCAGGUCCCCGAAAAGGCAAGUGCAAGCAGACAAGGUUCUUGUGCUGAUGUGGACAUGAGAGAUGAUAACGGGGGUGGUUCUGAGGCUAGAGUUGUUCCAGAAUCUGAAGGAAAGCCCUCCCAUCAGCUGAUCCCCAAGCAGGUGUUUGAGCCGGCGCUUCCACCAGAGCAGGUCUUGGUUGAUGUUUCCGCCCUUCCUGGCAAGAGUAAAUGGGAGCUUGAUGAGGAAGAAGAGGAACAGCAGAGGCUGGGAGGUGGGAGGAGGUCAAGAUUUCAUGAUGCGUCUGAGUAUGUUGAGCCUGUGCGGAGGUUUGAACGAGUUGUUGCACCUGUCGAGGUUGAACGUAGCUCCCGUUCAGGCGGGAUGGAGUGGGGGGGUCGCGUGGGUGGGAUGCGAGUGGGUAAAGUGCGAGAGAGCAGUAGCAAUGAGGAGGAGGUAACUCAUGAGCUGAAGAAACAGAAAGAGAAGAAAAAGCACAAGGUAAAGAGCAAGUCGGAGAAGAAAGCAAAGAAGAAGAAAAAGAAGCAGGAGGAAAGUGGGGAGGAGUCUCAGAAAAACCUCGAAGGUGAUAAAGAGAUGGUGCAAGAUACUGAAGAGAGAGAAGAGCAAGAGAAAAUGGAGGAAAGCAAAAGUCUUGAAGUCAAGAGUGAGACCAAGGAGAUCAGUGAAGAGGAAAAAGUUCAUUCGGUCAAGAAAUCUGGAGGAACAAGUAAGAUAGUGGAUUAUCUGAAGGGUUAUAGUGAAAAAAUGGUGACAGAUGCCUCACAAGAGGAGAAGCCAGAGAGUGUGCCUGAAACUGAGGUUGAUUCCAAAGCCAAAGAAAAAAUAGAAGUAGAUGAGAAGACAGAUGUUGAGAAGUUAAAGACAGAAGAAGAGAAAGUAUUUAAUUCACCUAGUCCAAGUGAAGUGGAGGGUGAUAAAAAAGAGAUUCCCUCCGUAGAUAAACAGCAAGAUUCAAAUAUUUUGUUGCCUCCUAAUAAAAAAGUAGAUAGAGAAACUGAGGAAAAAGACCAAGUAGAAUGUUCAACUGACAAUGCUGUUAUUAUCGGCACAGAGGUCUCAGAUGAGAAGCCACAUGUUGAGCAAAAAGCAGAGAACAAUCAGGAAGCUGAGGUGAAUGAUAUAAUUGUUGAUGUUGGGGUUGAUUCAGGCUUAAGUGGAGAUAAAACCAACCUUACUGAAAAAGAAGGUUCGAUUGUUAAGGCAAAGGAAUUGCACUCUAAAACCAGAGUUGAAGAAUUAGUACAGAAGGAAAGGGUGAGAUCUCUUUCAAAAGAUCGGAGUGAACGAUCAGACUCAAAAUCUUCUCAGAGAAGCAGAGAAAGGCGAGAGAGGUCGAAGUCAUCAGACAGGUCAAAGUCUUCAGAAAAAUCAAAAAGGAGUAAUAGGGCCAAGUCACGGUCAAAGUCACUGUCUCCUGGACGAUCAAGACGUGGGAACCGAGAAAAGUCUCGAUCAUUCUCCCCGCAACGUUCAAAGAAAAGUAAGAGAGGACAAUCAAGGUCUCCAGAGAGGCGGAAAAGGAGCAACAGAGAGAAGUCACGGUCAAAGUCUGUAGAGCGUUCAAAAAGAAGUAACAGGGAAAGAUCCAGGUCCCCAUCAGAGACUAAGAGAGUCUCCAAGAGAUCUCAGUCUAAAUCUCCUAAGAGAAGUGGGCGUGAUCGGAGAGAUAGGUCAAGGUCUCUAUCCUCAGAUCGGCGGAGACGUAACAGGAGGUGGCGAUCCAGGUCGCGAUCAAAUGAAAGAUAUCGUAAGCAAAGAAGUCCAGAUAUCUACGGCAGACGGGACAGAGACAGGUACAGAAGGGAUCGCUCCAACUCUGGUGAGAGGCGUCGCCGUAGAUGGGGCAGUGAAAGUGAUGAGAGGGAAAGUUCUCGCUCCGUGCGAAAUCGCAGACAAAGGAGUACUUCGCGAGACUCUGAUGUGCAGGAAAUUGGUUCUCAGCCUGGUAUAUUAGAAAAGGGGAAGGCAAGCAAAGAAACAAUUGUUGUGGAGGAUGAUGAGGAUCAAGUGAGUGCCAUUGACAUUGCUUCCAUACCUAUACCUGGAGAAAUUCCUUUGCCUGGUGAGACAUCUGUAGACACAAAGAGUAAGGAAGUUCAGCAAUCUUCUGCGCCAAAUGAUGGUCUUGUAGAUAACCUCGAAGAUGCCCCUAUGGAUAUUUCAGAUGAAGAGGAAAGAUGCGAAGAUGUUAAGGAAAAGAACGAAGGCUCUGUCAUCAUUAGGCCUGAAAACGAGCAGGAAAAAGAUAUAGCCAACAAAAGUUCAGCCGUGAGCUUGGCUGUGAAGACACCUACUAAUGUUUCACAGGUGGAGAAACGUUCAAACUUGGCUGUUAAUCCCUCUGGAAAAGAGAGACAGAUCAAAUUUUCCUUUUUUGGAAGCAGUAAGAAACUGAAGCCUGUGGUUGCCACAAGUAUACUGGAUGAUGAUGACAGUGUGGUGGAGAAGAAAUCAGCCAUUAGUCUACUGGAUGUAGAAGAGACCAAACAAACCUCAGAGAGCCGUGUAUGUGUUGUGGAGCAGGAAAAUGUGGCCAAAGCUGCAGACAAUCCAAAUAAUAGUAACUUGGAAAAUAAUCUAAAGAACGUAGAAAAAUCAGCUGCUGUGAAGGAGGGUUUUGAUGAGCCAGAGGUGGUUUCAAAGAAUUUAACAUCAAAGACAAUUGAUGAGGAAAGUAGUGCCACGAAGGAAAAAGUGUAUUUAGAGGCCAGUGGAGUACCAGACCUUCUCGUGUCCAAAUCUGAGGCUAAGACAAAUUUAUCUGUUCCGUUGGAGGAUCUCUGCCAGCCACAGGAAGAGGAUACGGAGGAGGUUAGCUUGUUAAGUGAUCAUGAAGAUUCCAAGGUGCCAAACUCUUCCGACAUGAAAACUGAAGAAGCUGUUAAGGAAGAGGACUCCCCACCCAAGAAGCUGAAGUUCAAGUAUGUUCCAUUGUGGGAGAUGGAGGGUGAGAACAAAAAACCCCAGGCUUUGCUUGAGGAGGAGGAGAAACUAAAAAAGUCCAAACACCCUCUUGGGCUGGCUUUGGAUUAUGACAGUGAAAGCUCUGAUGAGGAGGGUCAGAAAGAGGGAGAGAAGAUGUCAGCAUCUCUUCUCCAGAAUACUGCUAGUAAUGAGAAGACGCGAGAAACGCCAAGUGGGACUGAUGAUGUGAGGUCCACAGAGAUGCAAGGCAAGGCAGAUACAGGAGUGCUGAAAGAAAGAUAUGGCAAAACAGAUGCAGUGAUAGUAGAGAUAAAAGAAAGUAGAACUGUAAAAGAAGUGAAAGGACAUGUUUUAGAAGAGGCAAAAUUAACUGAAACAACAGUCACCACUCAGAUGGGGAUGGGGGAAAAAGAUGUUGGCAUGAAGAGAGAAAUGCACAAAGACGUAGAAAUGAAAGAUGAUAUUUUAAAGGACCAAUGUAUAGAUGCAGAAAAAGAUAGUUCUUUGAGUGUUGAUGUGAAAGACAAUGUACAUGUGAAUGUGAAAUUAGAUAAAAGUAGUAAAGAAGGAGAGGAAGAAUGUGUAGCCCUUGAUAGGGGAAAUGAACCUUAUUCACCAUCUCAGUCAGAUGUAGAGGAGCCGUAUUCACCUUCCUUUCCUUCCAUGGAAGAUUUAGAUGGUACUGGUCCAAGUAUAGAGCAUAAACCAUUGAAGUUUGCCCCAGGACAAGAGGACAAAGAGGAAAAGGGACACACUCCAUUGUCAAGUGAUGUACAGGUCUCUACUGCAGCUCUUUUACAACAAGCUGUGAAAACUGCUGGAUUGUCUAGUGCAUCGGUAUUAGGUGGUCCAUCUGCUUUGCUACAAGGGGUAGCUGGUGUGUUCCCACCAGUGAUAGGGACUGGCUCUGCAGGGCUGCAGACAUUCCCACAGCCCGUGGCUCCAGUGAUGUUCCCAUUGACAGGUGUCCCGAAACCUGUCCCCCCUCCAGCUGUCCGUGGGAUAGCCCCAUUGAUGGGGCAGACUCCAGCCCCAGUGCCCCCUCCACUCGUUGUUGGGGGAGUUCAAGUUCCAGGCCAGGUGCCUGCCCCAAGUUCUAUAGGGAUCCAGACCCCAGGCCUUGUGCCCCCUCCGGUCGUCCCGGUUCCAGCCCCAGGGGUUAAGUUCUCAGGUGUGGGAACUAUUCCAGCGUCCACCGUUCCCCAGCCUGUGCCUCCCCCUCUCCUGCAGUCUGCAGUGACUGUAGCCCCAGGUGUGCCAAGCCUUCCUGUUGGAUCUCAAAGCACUGGGUUGUUGAGCACUUCUGAACCAGUCAACUGGGGUGCUCAGGCAGCCUCAGUUCCUCCACCUGGUCAGCCCAUCGGUGCUGCUGUAGUACCAGCUCCCCCAUCAGUAUCGGCAGUUUCUGAUCUUAUUCCUACUACCCAAGGACAGGUGACAGGUGUAAGCCCUGCUGUGAUCCAGUCAAUGGGCACAACAUCUGCACCAGCUGCUGCCGCCCCAGUCAGGUUCCGCGUGUCUCGCUUCCAUCAGGGUCCUGCUGCUGGGGUCACGGGAGUGGUUGUGCCGCCACCCACUGUGUCUGUUCCCAGCCUGCACACCCCAGCCACUGUCCCCCCUGUAUGGGGAGGGCCUGGCAUGGUCAGCAUUGACACUCCAUCAGUGACGACGGGAGAUACCUCUACAGUAUCAAAGUCACAGCAGAGCUUAGUCUCAACCAAGUCUGCUGUGGUACCAUUGAAACCAGCAGUCAGUAUCUCAACUGGUAGUAAGCGGCCUAAGUUCACAUCUAUUCUGUCUCAGCCCAAGAUUGAAGACCCAUCAGUUCUUCAGUCACUGGGAAUAAAGCCUGCUGUGAAGACGCUGUCUAAAGAAGUAAUAAGUAAUCCACAAGGCAAGACUGUAGAGGUUACAAGCACAUCCACAGAGAGGUUGAGUGCUAUUUUGAAGGAACAGUCUCUGUCGCUUUCUGAGGACUGUAAAAAAGACAGCCCUGAUAUUGCCACACUAAGUGGGGUACCUGUUGAACCGUUCCAGAUAAAGUCUGGGCUUGUUGAUGAAAUCAGAACUGUGGAGAAAGAUCCAAAGAAGUCUAGUGACUCCUUGAAAGAUAUGAACACUGAGAGUCAUACUAUAGACGAGAAAACAGAGCUGUCAACCACUAAAGACGAGGGUACAGCUCGUGAUGGUGGAAAAGUUUUGAAUGUUCCAAAACCAGGCCUAGUGCUCACCAUUAACCAGGUGGAGAGACAGGCAGAGGUGAUGGAAGCCUCAUCUACUCUCUAUGACAUUGACACUGACAGUAUACCAUUGCCAGGUGUCGAAGCAAAGCCACCAAUGACUCAGACCCCUGCUCCCCCUGCCCCCUCAGGGAAUAUAUUAACUGAGCAACUGUCACAACCUCCACUCCCGGUGCAGCCGGCUGUUACUUCUGCCCCACCCUUACCCGAAAGCCCAGCUCCACCACCACCUGUCCAACCACCUCUUCCGGCCCCAGAGGAGGAUGUGACUCUUUCUUCUACGGCAGCAAAGAGUCAAACGCCAAACACUGCAGAAAAGAAUAAAAAAGUUUAUCAGUCCCCUUUGGCCAUAGGUUUGCUACCGAAGGUGACAAGCAUUCAGUCACCUUUGUCCAUUGGCCCAUUACCAACGGUCCCACCAGAGCGUCCGGCCUCUCAGUUGUCCUUUCCAUUAAAACAGAAACUGUCUCAAAUCAGUUUUGGUAACAAGAUGAAAAAAAGUUCUGGGGACAAAGAUGAAGAUAUGAAAGGCAACCAAAGUCAACAGGGCUCCUCCGCUUCUAAAAUUCACAUAGUGCUGAAGAGCAAGUCAGCUGUACAGAAAACUGUGGUUCCAGGCUUUGAAGAUGAAGGCAGUGAUGAUGGGUCAGCUGGUGACACGCUGGCUGAUAUAUUUUCAGAUGGGGAGACACUUCAGAAAACUAACAGAGAGGAAGAGCAGGAGCAGCUUUUAUCUUCUGAUCAUGCUGCAAGGGCGUCCGAGGUUGAAGUGUCAACAGGUGCUGUCUCUAGAAGUAAAGUAGAUGAGACUGCUUUCUUGUUGGAUUCGUUGCAUAGUGUGAGUGGUUCAGCAGAAGCAUCUUCUGGAACUGAGGUAAACAGUCAUGGGUCAAAAGGUACUACAGUAGUUGAUGUGGAGGCUUUCCCAGUGCAGGUGAUCACAAGCUCUAGGAAACAGGAAGAAAGCUCAAGUACUGCUUGGCCAGAGUUCACUGCUGGGGAGAGCAAAGGGAAGGAAGCCGUACCAGAGAAAGAGACUGCAGACAGGGAUGACUCCAGGGACAGCAAAGAGAGGUCGCGAGAUCGUCACAGGAACAGGGAUGAUAGCCGAGAUGAUGGGAGAAAGAGAGGUGAUGAUAAAGAUCGUAGGAGGGCUGACGAUAAGAAAAAGAAGUACAAUGAUGGAGAUGACAAUGAUGAAGAGCAGAGAAGUAGCAGGAGAGGUGAUGUUGCAGAGGAGGAGAGAGGACUAGUGAAAAUAAAGAAAGAAAAGGAUGAUGGGUCAUACUAUGGUAAAAAGCGAAGAGAAGAUGAAAAAGGUGACAGCUAUUCAGAGAAGAAGUCCGAAAGAAGAAGGGGAGAUGAUGAAGACUACAGUCGAACAAGAAGACGAAAAAGAAAUGAUGAAGAGGAUUAUGAUGAUAAGUCUGGUAGAGGAAGGGAGGAGGAUAGCAGAAGAAAAAGUCGUGAGAACAGGGAUGACGACAGAAAGAGGAGGCGUUAUGAUGAAGAUGAGGAAGAUUCUCGUAGGGGUCGCCGCUUUGAACGUGACAGAAGUCGUGAACGGGACAGGAGCCGUGAAAGAUCAGGACGGGGUGAUCGUGAUCGCAGCCGUGAGAGGGAUCGUGGCAGCAAGUCUAGCCGCGGUGGCUUAAAACGAAGUCGACGAUCAAGAGAAAGAAGCCGCAGCUCCAGCCCACCCCGCAAGAGAGAACGCAGCUGGGACAGGUAUGAGAGGAACCGUAGUCGAGAUAGAAGCCAAAGUCGCAGCCCAAGUCGUGAUAGAGAUAGGAAAAAUCGCGAUAGCAGGGGACCAAGCUCCCGCAGGAAAGAGGGCAAGUCUUUCAAGGAUGAACUCCUGGAUGAGUUCAAGAAACUGGAUUCAAAGUCAGGCUCAGGCAAGACGGGAGCCCAGGAUGAUCUUUUUAAGGUGGCAGCAAUUGGCUCAUCUGCAUCGAGUUCUUCUCUGUCCUACAUUUCUGAUGCUAGUAUGAUUCCAUACCCAGGCGAGCCUGUGCAAGCUUAUCAGGGUGACCCCAACUACCCCGCCGACCCGUCCUUGUAUCCAGUCCACCCAACUCCACAAGUCCAGGCAACGGGGACAGACAUGGUGGGAGCGUACCCCGGUCAGGAUGCAGCCUAUAGCUCUCAGUAUUCUGGGUCCUAUGACCCCCAACUGUAUGGCAGCACUCAACCGUCCUGGCCUCAGUCUGGACUGCACCAGGAGAUACCCUCACAAGACCAGGCCCAGAUGUAUCCUCCGCAGGUGUCGGAGCACCAGCAGUAUCCGUUCCACAGCCAGCAGCCGCCGCACCAUCCUCAGCAGCCACAGCAUCUCCAGCAACAGCAGCAACACAUGCAUGUGUACCCCCCUCAGCCACCACCCAUUUCUCAAUACCAGGGUCAACAGCAACCCCAAGACAUGUACCAGCCUAACCAGCUACCCCCCGUGGCUCCAAUGGCACCAGGCAGCCCACUCAUUCACACCAGUACAGACCAACAGCCUUAUUCUGCUGCUCCAGCUCCCCACAGUGCAUCACUUUCAUCAUCCUUAGUCUCAUCUCUGACUUUGUUAAGCAACCAGCUCUCCCAGCAAUCGGGACAUUUUAGUGGAACACCCGGAGGCCCCCCAAGCUUCCCCAAAGAAACACACUCUCAGUUUUCUGCCCCUGGGGGCAGCAACUCCACCCAAGUGACCUUUGAAAUGACCCCAGGCGCUGGCAUUCCUUCCCCUCAGGCUCGAGGACCCCUUCUCAAAACCCCUCUCCUGCCUGUCCCAGGCACACCUCCAAACUCAUUUGGAAGCUCUCAUUUCUUUUCUCCUGUCCCUCAGUCUGAUCCGAAGGUCAGCAAAAAGCCAGUGUUCAGUGUACCUUCUGUGACCAGCAGCUCUUCUCCUGCUCAUGGGAGUCCAGUGCUUAAAGCUGUGCCGUCCACUUCUAGUUCGCCGGCUAUUGACUCGUCGACACCUCGGUCUGGGCGACGCAGGUCCACUCGCUGGGGAGCCCCUCUUACAGAGGAGCCAUCCUUUGAGACAUCUAGUCUAGCCGAACCAGUAGAUGUUUCUGACAAGGAUAGCUCUGUCAAGCAGAAGCCAUCUGUGCGGGCUGAAAGUAAAGUGGUUGAGGCUGUGAACGAGUCAACCGUGUCUUCGUCUGGUGUUGAGGACAGUACAGGGGACACUGGCAGUGACUCUGGCACAGAUACAGUCCACAAGCCUCUCAAAGUGAAGUCACGUUGGCGCAGGAACAGCGAGGCAGAAGCUGUGGGAGCGGAUACGUCCACCCCUCCCCUCUCCUCAGAGACGCCUGCCCCUCCCAUGCCUCUGGCUAAACAGCUGCUGACUCGCACCUCAGUGGCUGCCUCCAGCCCUGCCUCAAGCCCAACGCCUGACUCCUCCCCGCGGGAAACGCGACGGACAAGGUCUAAAGCAACCUUGGUGCAGAAACUGGCUGAUGGCACUCCACCACCACCCCCUCCAGCACAGAAGAGAUUGAAAGGGGAAGAGGAAGCCAAUACUGACAAGAUGGUACUGGUGGAAACGUCAGCAGUUGAAGAGGUUACUAACAAGGAGAACGAAGAAAAACGGGACCUGGCCAGUAUAAUAGCUCGACCUGACUUUCCCAAGUUUGAAAUCAUCACAGAGAAUAUUCAUCUCACAGAAAGGAAAAGGUCAAAGAGUAUGAAGAGAAUGCAAUGCGACUGCACAACAUCACGAGAAGACCGAGCCAUGGGCAUUGAACCCUGUGGCUCUGACUGUCUGAAUAGAAUGCUCAUGAUAGAGUGUGGAUCACGCUGUCCUUGUGGGGACUAUUGCACAAAUAAAAGGUUUCAGAAGAAACAGUAUUCAAAUGCUUUGCCUUUCAAGGCAGGGGAUAAAGGUUGGGGACUGAGAGCUGAAGAAGAUUUCUCUGAGAAGGGCACAUUCAUCAUGGAGUAUGUUGGUGAGUUGCUGGGCUAUGAAGAGUUUGUGCGUCGCACACGUCAGUAUGCCAAGACAAACCUCAUCCACCACUACUUCAUGGCACUGAACGCCGACGAGGUCGUGGAUGCCACACUCAAAGGCAGCAUAUCACGCUUCAUCAACCACAGCUGUGAUCCCAACUGUGAGACUCAGAAGUGGACUGUCAAUGGGGAACUUCGAGUUGGUUUCUUCACCCGUAAAGAGAUCAAGGAAGGAGAAGAGCUGACAUUUGACUACCAGUUUGAGCACUAUGGAGAGCCCCAGAAGUGUUACUGUGGAUCAGAAAAUUGUAGAGGGUAUAUCGGACUUGUGAAGUCUACAUCGAAAACGAAUAAGAAGAAGGACAAGAAGAAGAAGGAGAUAUUCAAAGAUGAACUGCUUGAGGAGGACAUUGAGAAAUUGUCCUCUCUAGAUGGUAUGAGGAACAAGAAGGAUGUCCUGGAGCUCUGUCGACUCAUGGUCAGGGCAGAGAAGGUGCAGCAUCGCAUGGCUUUACUCAAAAUCAUCCAGGAUACGAGAGAGACUGCCUGUCUGCGUCUGUUCCUCGACUACCAUGGUCUGUCUCUGUUUUGGAGCUGGAUGACAGACAUUGGCACCUCGGACUGCUCUGAAGAAGUGACGGAACUCAAGAUUGUGAUUCUGACUGUUCUAAAGAACUUGCCCAUCACCAACAAAACCAUCCUAAGGGAGAGCAAAGUGCUGGAUGCAGUAGAGAGGUGGGCUGUGGCUGCCGUUGCUGCUGCCAGAAAUCCUCCCCCGCCGCCCCCUCCCACUUCCACCACCCCACCAGCAGCAUCUACCUCAGCCCUUACCCCUGCUGGUGACGCAGACGCAGAAGUCACUGAAGAAACCCCUUCUGUGAGUGCCCCAGAGGAAACGGAAGUGGAAGCGGAUCCCCCAGCAACUACAGCUGAGGUAGCGGACAAUAACGAAGCUGAUGCUAUCUCAGAUUCCACUCCGGCUGUCAGCUCUUCCCCAACUGCGAUGCCUGUGCAGGAAGAGCCAGGCCCAGUUGCCUCCCCCACUGAGGUCACCUGUGUUCCCCUUCCUGUAAGUGGUGUAAACUUGGUGUCAAUCCUCGCCUCAGCCAAGGACAGCCGGGAGGCACGGAGCAAGCGCAGGGUAACCUUCGCUGAGGAGCCUGUGGAUGCGGCUUUCUCCCCCGAACCUCGGGAAGAUGGAGAGGAAGAUAAUGAAGACAUUUCUUCCUCCACUCAAGAAGAUGUUCAGGAUGAUGAUGAUGAUGCUGCAACAGCUGCUGAUCAGGAAGGUCAGUCAGAAGUACCGACUGAGCAAGCAGAAGGUUCUGGAAGUGCAGUGGCUGACUCCACCAGCCAGAAGGACACGGAAGAUUCCUCCGCACCUUCUCAGGCAGAGGCAGAGGCAGAGGAUGAUGACAGUGAUGAGCUGUCGGAGGCAGAUUUCCUCAGCAAGAGUCCCCUAGCGCGACUGGCCACAGAGUUGUUGGCUUUGUGGAGUACGCUCAAGGAAAUUUUCAAGAUUCCAAAGAAGGAGCGGGUUGAGGAGAGAAAGAGGACAGAAAGAGAACUGGAUGUAUUGUCCAAAAAGGAGACUGGUACAUCAGAUCCAUUUGCCAAGUGGAAGAAGUCGACUGCUCGAUUUUCACACAGGAAAAGAUCCAUAGAGGAGGAUGACAGGAAAGUCAAAGAGCCUCGACUGAGCAAAGCUGAACGGCGACAGCGGUUUGAGGCUCAAGUGAAGGCUCAGGAUGAGUUGGCUGCCCAGGCCUAUGCGGAGGAGCAGGAGCGUCAGAGGGAGGCCUACAUAGUGCACACCACCCGGCUCAUGCAGGACCCAGACUACUUCCGCUUCCACCAGCAGCAGCAGGAGAUGGGGUUCGAACCCAGGAUGGACCCCGCCACUGGCCAGCCCCUGCCCUUAGGUCAUGAUGUCUUUAUAGAUCCCAACACAGGGCAGCCUAUGAUUGACCCGGCUACGGGCCAGCCUCUAGCGGUGGAUCCCAGUACAGGCCAGCCCUAUGUAGACCCCAGCACGGGACAGCCAUACAUAGACCCCAACACUGGUCAACCCUUUUUGGAUCCAAACUCUGGACAACAUGUGAUAGAUCCGAACACUGGACAGCCUUUAAUUGACCCCAACACUGGUCAUCCCUACAUAGACCCGAGUUCAGGUCAGCAUUUAGUAGAUCCAAACACAGGGCAGCCGUACUUUGACCCAAAUACUGGCCAGCCGGUGAUAGAUCCAAACACGGGUCAACCGCUGAUAGAUCCCAGUACAGGCCAGCCUUUGCUACAGCACCCCUCUCAGAUAGACCCAGCCACUGGUCAGCCUGUCUUAAGCCAUGCCGUGGACCCCCACAGUGGGCAGCUGAUGCCGCACUAUGACCCUCACACAGGCACUCACAUAGAUCCCCACACUGGACAGCCUGUGCCGGCGGGUGCUCACACUCAAGUGGAUCCGCACACAGGCCUGCCACUGCCAGGGUUGGGUCUAACUGCCCCGGAUUUUCCUGCUCAGCCUCCAGGCCAACAGCUGUCGGCUUCAAACGCAGUAUUGCUGGAGCCUGACAUGGAAGAGGAAGUCCCCCCACCACCCUCGCCCCCGACUGUUCCUGUGUCCAAGUUGCCACCAAAUUGGAAAACGGCUAAAGAUGCAGAAGGUCGCAUUUAUUACUACCACGCAUACACUAGGCAAACCCAGUGGGAUAUGCCCACAGGUGAGGAGAAUGAGGACGACUCUGAGAACGAUAUGGAUGUGGACCCUGUACCAAUGGAGGACAUUGUCAAAAAUAAAAAGAAACCCACGACAGCAGCGGCAGAUACAUCAACUGAGGCAGCCCGACGGAUCAAGGAACAGUUCCGUAGCAAAAUGUCGGGUUUCAUCGUGACAUUCUUGAACCCUUUUCGCAAACAGGACUGCAAGGUCGGCCGUAUCACUUCCACUGAUGACUUCAAGCACUUGGCUAGGAAGCUGACCCAUCAUGUAAUGUCCAAGGAGCUCAAGCACUGUCGACAUGUGGAAGACCUGGAGGUCAACGAGAAUGUCAAGGCUAAAGCCAAGGACUAUGUUCGCAAGUACAUGUCUAAGUUUGGCCAACACUACAGAAAAGUCUCGUCACCACAGCCAGACGAGGCGAUGUUAUGAUAAUGGAUGCCAGUAGAUCCGGUUUACGCACAGUUCUUUGUUCUCCUGGUCCCUCUCUCGGUGAAGGCAGCACAGCUGUGUGGUACUGAUAAAUGUGUGCGUGUGUGUGCGAAGGAUAUGUCGGAGUGUGCCUCUGUGUGUGCAUGCAUUUGCGUAAAUGUGUGUGUUUGUGUGUGUGUAUGCAUGUUGGUGUAUGUCUUUUUUUCUCAUUUGACAUACUUGGCCCACUGUAGUGCAACUGGCACAUUUUAUGAGACAUGUUUUUAAGAUUGUUUAGCAAGGCUAGCAUAACUACAUUAGAGUCUGAUUGGCAAAAGUGAACGCCCCUCUUGGAGCUGGAAGUGAUUAGAACUCGAAACACUUUUGCUGUGGACGAGUUAUACUCUCACUUUUCCUCUUAGUCUGGUCCAUAUCACUGUCAUGCCUUCACUAUUUUUUGGUUUGGAUUUUGAUAUGCAAGAAGGUGAUAUCACUGUUAACAGAUGGAUGCGGAUGAGUCUCUGUCAUUCACUCCUAUUCUGUCUACUGCACUUUCACUGAAGGAAGAAGACUAGAAAGUGUUUUUUAUUUUCUGCUUAGAAUGUGAAGUCAAAAGAUAUCACCAAAUAAAAAGUGUGUUAAACAAUUUGUUAUGGACAAAAGAGUCAAAAUGUAUUGUUUUUAUUCCUCAAAGAAAUGUUUCCCAGUACUUUAUUUCUGCCUGGUGGAUGUCUGGUCAAUGUUGUUGCUUUUUUUGCUACCAUAGGGGAGGACUUCAUCAGUCAUGGGGAAACUCAGGGACAUAAACUUGAGGCUUUUUAGAAUCUUUUGCUAUUGAUGAAGAAGCAAAGAGAGCUGGAUUUAUUCAGAUAAGUGUAAUAGGGUUUGCCUCUUUUGUUUUUUUCCUCUGUACUGUCUAUUCAUUUAAUUUUUUAAAAUAUUCAUCCUCACUAAGAGGAAAAUGUUUGGAUAAAAGAUGUGGAGAUUCGGUUGAUCCCAAGAUAGAGUUUUCAUGCAAUGGAUUGAGAAAACAGUAAGACAGAAGUGUCAUGAUUUCAAACAUUCUGAUCUGGUGAGUAGUGAUAAAUGAUUUUAAAGGUUCUAACAUUAGUAAUAUUGCUAGUGAGCAACUGAGAAACAUGAACUAGUGAUUGUAUGCAUGUUUAUGUUUAGGAUAUUACAUUGUUCUUGUGUUUGAGAUGAGUGAGUGUGUGUGUACAUAGAGAGAGAGCCAGAGAGAGAGAGAUAAAGAGUCUAGAGCACUUGUGGUUUGCCGUUACACAACUUGAUCUCAGGCAGUGGUGGUCAGAACGUCUGCUGAUUUCCAAAGUGUGCCACACACUGUGUGUCCUACUUUUCUGAUGUCAUGAAGACAGAUCAACAAAGUAUGGAGAUUUUGAUAGAAUGUCUGUUGUCAUUGUGAUUAGUGCCAACUACUAAUUUUUGAGGGAAGGCAAAGUAACCUUCAAGAGCAUACAUUUUCAUUCAUGUAUGUUUCCUUAGAAAUUCUUUUAUCUUGCUUUUGAAGAGCUCGUGGUUUAUAUGCUGUACUAAAAGGAUGAUUUUAAAAAAUCUUUGUACCGAUAAAUUUUCCUGCUUGGAAGUACGCAAGAUAGAGAGCCAAGUUGUAAACUUUUCACAAUUGGACCCAAGAGAAAUCAUAUUCUGUUGAGCCUACCGAUGUUAGAAAGUGAAAUAUGAUUUUUUAAAUUACAAAAUUUGAGCUGACCAUGAAGUUUGACGAUGGGAGUGAGCCAGCUAUGGUGGGCGAUGUGACUGUGGUCAGAAAGCUGUUCUUUUCUACAGAGCCGCCAGCUGCUCACUCAGCCUUGUGCUCCUCCAGCAGCAGCAGCUGAGAGUGCUCUUAUAGAACUUCUUUGUUAUGUUGUCCACUUGCCAUUCCAUGAGUUUCAAAAUACUUAACUGUACUUCAGGAAUAUUUAAGAAGUCGGCGUCUUGUUUGAUGUGUGUGGAGCACAGGAGUGGGGUAAAAUAGAGAAUGUGGUUGCACUGUUUUCAUGUUGACAGUUUUCAGAUUGUAAAUGAAUAUUUUAUAUGAAGAUUGUGCUGGCAUGGUUGUUAUACAUGAAAGUUGUUACUUUUGUUUGUUACUUAUGUAAUUUGAUUUUGUAGAAAAAUUCUUGUGGCCAGGUUGCUUUUUGUGUUUUAAAAACUGGAAUUCAGUUUGCUUAGGUUUUGUAAUAUACGGCCAUUUUAUCUUUUAAGCAUAAUGUUUUAUUUUUGUAAUUUGUUGCCAAAUGAGUUUCAAGAAAAAUUGGUAUUUUUGUCCGUGAGAUCACCUUUGUGAGUGAUAAUUUCUUGUGCAUGGUUCUGUACAUUUUUUCAUGACAAUAAUGAAAUGAAUAAAAAAAAAAAAAGUUUUAAAAA
Molecule: messenger RNA, 17743 nt
Organism: Aplysia californica (California sea hare)
Lineage: Eukaryota; Metazoa; Mollusca; Gastropoda; Aplysiida; Aplysiidae
Biological process (GO): regulation of DNA-templated transcription
Cellular component (GO): nucleus; chromosome
Molecular function (GO): protein binding; histone H3K36 methyltransferase activity
Source: RefSeq, a predicted model, not a curated record